UAAAGGAUUGUAGUAGUGGUUCUUGUGACCUUUUGUCUCUAAACUUUGGUACUGUGUCCAACUAAACCACACUAAUGAAGUUCGAUCCAGGGGUUCAUUCAUUCAAUGAAAAUUAAAAACACAAUCUGUUCACCAUAGAUAUUCUCCAGAUACUAUAAUGUGGCACGAAAGACAAAGUUUAUAAUUUUGAUUUUGGCCACUUUAUCUAGCAGGUAGCAGAUGCCAGUCCAUUUACACAAAUUAGCUCAUGUUGUGGGCACAAUGGCUCUUGCAAGGUGGGUACUGUUCCCCAUUUUGUGAAGUUACUCCAGGCUGCCGGCUCGGAUGCGCUGGUAAUUCAGGCCCGGCUCAGGCCCCUCCAGGUCAGGAAGGUACAGAGAAGCCCUCUGAUUCCCCAGGGGCAGAGCGCAUUGGCAGGUGCAAGUGAGUUCUGGUUACCCGAAGUGGAGGCCAGAGGCGCAGUCGCGUUAGGCCUGCAGGCCCAGGAGAGCAGGGGCAGGUGCAGGGCCAGGCGGCCGGGAGGGGUCUCCCUCCUGCAGGCAGGCGGCGGAUAGCCAGGUGCGGCGGGCAAAGCAGGGCAGCCCCGCGCAGCGCCUCCUGGGCCUGAGGGCUGGUUGGCGGCGGGCGGCGGGGACGCGCGCGGGCCAGCGGGGGCGCGCGACGCGAGGCCUGCGUGCUCGGUUGUGGGGGCCAUGCGGCGAGCUAAGAGCGCCGCCGCCGCCAAGCUGCGCGGGCAGCAGUGGUCCGGGGCCCCUGCGGCCGCCGCCCCGGCCCCCAGAACCAGCCGCGCACGGCGCCCCACGAGCCAGGCCGGGGGCGGGGGACAGGCGGCGACAAAGUCGCCGUCGGCGAAACGGCCGCUGAGGAACUCGUCGCCGCGGGACCAAGAGGCGGCCCCCGGGAAGCCGCCUCCGGAGCUUGCGCUGCUCCCCCCGCCGCCGACUCCGGCGACCCCGACGUCCUCUGUGUCCACGCUGGACCUGGGCGAGCAACGGGAGCGCUGGGAGUUGUUCCAGAAGCGGCAGAAGCUGACCUCCGAGGGCGCCGCCAAGCUCCUGCUGGACACCUUUGAAUACCAGGGCCUGGUGAAGCACACAGGAGGCUGCCACUGUGGGGCGGUUCGUUUUGAAGUUUGGGCCUCAGCAGACUUGCACAUUUUUGACUGCAACUGCAGCAUUUGCAAGAAGAAGCAGAAUAGACACUUCAUCGUUCCAGCCUCUCGCUUCAAACUCCUGAAGGUUAAUUCAAGUACAGUCAACAUUUUUCUUAAAGACCUUGAGCACUGCUGUCUGGGGACAUGGAGAGCCAGCCCUUCGGGGAGCCGAGAAUAUAACCACUUACACAUUCAAUACGCACAAAGCCCAGCACACCUUCUGCAAGAGAUGUGGUGUUCAGAGCUUCUAUACUCCCCGCUCAAACCCUGGAGGCUUUGGAAUUGCCCCCCACUGCCUGGAUGAGGGCACCGUGCGGAGUAUAGUCACCGAGGAGUUCAACGGCAGCGACUGGGAGAAGGCCAUGAAGGAGCACAAGACCAUCAAGAACAUGUCUAAGGAGUGAGCUCCUGCCUCUCCCUUCCUGAAAAGGAGGACUGAGUGGGGCCAGCAGCUGUGCUGUCCCUGCCAGACCUGGGUGGUGCUCCUGGAUGUGGCCGAGCCAGGCUGUGGGCUCCACCAGCCUGCAGCCACCUUGAUCCCUACAGUUAGCUCCAGCUAUCAGUUUCUUUAGGCAGCUCUUUGUCUCCCCUUAGCCCAGAUUUUGAUGUAGGCUAGUUGAAAUCCAUCCUUCUCUUCCCAACUUUUGUGUGAUCUUUUAGGACAAAAAAAGAAUAAAUAUUUUUAACAUUAAAGCA
This is a messenger RNA of Nycticebus coucang (slow loris), 1849 nucleotides long. RefSeq names its product centromere protein V (gene CENPV). Bases 693 to 1457 code for a protein of 254 amino acids. The record is from RefSeq and is a predicted model, not a curated record. Gene Ontology annotation, biological process: regulation of chromosome organization; pericentric heterochromatin formation; positive regulation of cytokinesis. NCBI's taxonomy places the organism in Eukaryota, Metazoa, Chordata, Mammalia, Primates, Lorisidae. Gene Ontology annotation, cellular component: kinetochore; spindle midzone; nucleus. The transcript is spliced from 6 exons. Gene Ontology annotation, molecular function: carbon-sulfur lyase activity.